This is a messenger RNA of Capsicum annuum, 938 nucleotides long. Its product is annotated as probable sodium/metabolite cotransporter BASS1, chloroplastic. The transcript has 2 exons. The coding region runs from base 102 to 647 and encodes 181 amino acids. The record is from RefSeq and is a predicted model, not a curated record. NCBI's taxonomy places the organism in Eukaryota, Viridiplantae, Streptophyta, Magnoliopsida, Solanales, Solanaceae.
AAGUAACUUAUAAAAUGAUGGAGCGAUGAGUGACUAGCAGAAUAGUCAACAGCCUCAUUAUUGCUGGACUGAGGGUCAAGAGCCACUAAGCUGGGGCAAAAAUGCAGGCUCUUGGGUCAGCACCAAAUAGGUGCUGCAUCAAUAACACAAGAAAAUUCUCACCAACCCCUAAAUCACUUCAUUUAUCAAACUCCCAUUUACCAAAUAUUAUAGUGAAUCCAAAACCCAUUUCCCAAAUACCCAGUCCAUUAACCAGACCACUUCUAUGUGCAAAUUCAUCAAAUGCAAUUACUAGCCCUGAUGGCGAUAACACCAAGAAAAACAACUUGGGUGAUUGGAUUCAAAGUAUUGCUGAAGCAAUUUCUGUUAUGUUUCUUUUAUGGGUAGCUUUGGGUUGUUUGAUUGGGCUGCUUAAACCUAGCUCAUAUAAUUGGGUUAAACCUCAAUGGACUGUUAUGGGUAUGACACUUACUAUGCUUGGCAUGGGAAUGACUCACACUUUCGAUGAUCUUCGCGGUGCUUUGGCCAUGCCCAAAGAGUUGUUCUGUGGUUUUGUACUUCAGUACUCGCUUGCUGAAUCCAUUGAAUUUGAGGACAAGAUGAAGGAGUUGAGGAGUGUCUGCAAUUCAAUUAUUGGCAAGAUGUAACUAAGGUGAUGGUGAUGACAUGCAUGGGCGAUGAGGCUCCUGCUCAUUUUUUUUCUUUUUCCUAACAUAAUUUAUUUUGAUAGAAGGAAUAGAAAUAGAAUUCUAAUUAAGUACUGCCUUAGAAUUUUGGUUAUAUUAAAAGUGUGAAGCUUACAUGUGGUUUUAGUCAUCGUUGUGUACCCUAAUAUGUUGUAAGCGAUGAACUUGGCAGCCAAAGCAUUAUUUAUAUACAUUAUUUAAGGUAGCAGACAAAUUAAGAAGUUGUCAAGAGCCAAUUUCCAUGUUGAACAA